UCCUCCUCCUCCUCCUCCUCCUCCUCCUCCUCCGCCGUCCCGAAGCGCUCCCGCACUCCGUCUCCCGGCGGGGAAGGGGCCAUGGGCCGCCUCCCCGGGGCGCGGCGGCGGCUGUGAGGCGGGCGGGGAGCCGGGCACGCAGCGCCCAGCCGCCGGAGCGCGGCCGCGCCAUGGCCACGCUGCUCUGCCGGGUGCAGUUCCUGGACGACACCGACCCCUUCAACAGCACCAACUUCCCCGAGCCCACCCGGCCGCCCCUCUACACCUUCCGCCAGGACAUCCCGCUCGGCACCCAGUUGCCCGGCGUGCACCGCCUGCUCCGCGCCCCGCACAAGCUUGAUGACUGCACUCUACAAUUGUCUCACAACGGUACCUAUCUGGAUUUAGAAUCCACUCUAGCAGAACAAAGGGAUGAAUUGGAAGGUUUCCAGGAGGAUGCUGGGAGGGGCAAGAAGCACAGUAUAAUUUUGAGGACCCAGCUGUCAGUGAGAGUCCAUGCUUGCAUCGAAAAACUUUACAACUCCAAUGGACGGGAGCUGAGACGGGCACUUUUCUCAUUGAAACAAAUAUUCCAGGAUGACAAGGACUUGGUUCAUGAGUUUGUUGUUGCUGAAGGCCUGACUUGCUUAAUCAAAGUGGGAGCAGAGGCAGACCAGAACUAUCAGAACUACAUCCUGAGAGCUUUGGGACAAAUUAUGCUCUAUGUUGAUGGCAUGAAUGGAGUAAUAAAUCAUAAUGAAACCAUCCAGUGGCUGUACACGCUUAUUGGGUCAAAGUUCCGCCUGGUGGUAAAGACAGCGCUGAAGCUGCUGCUGGUGUUUGUGGAGUAUACCGAAUCUAAUGCACCGCUUUUAAUCCAGGCAGUAUCAACGGUUGAUGAAAAGAGAGGAGCCAAGCCAUGGUCCAACAUCAUGGAGAUCUUGGAGGAGAAGGAUGGGGUUGAUACUGAACUACUGGUUUACGCAAUGACCUUGGUUAACAAGACGCUGUCGGGAUUGCCAGAUCAAGACUCUUUCUACGACGUGGUGGACUGUCUGGAAGAGCUAGGCAUUGAAGCUAUUUCACAGAGACACUUGAACAAGAAAGGAACAGACUUGGACUUAGUUGAGCAAUUUAACAUUUAUGAGAUGACCCUGAGACACGAGGAUGGAGAUGAGAGCGCUGACCCCCCGCCCAGUGGGCGCAAGGACAGAAGAAGGGCCAGUCUGGGUGCCAGUGAGCGAAGGGGCUUGGAGCGCCGACGGAGCCGCAGACACUCGGUACAGAACGUCAAAAGCACUUUAUCGGCCCCUGCCAGUCCGUGCAGUCAGUCGAACCCCAGCUUCAUGCUAGGCCAUGGACAGCGUGUUGAAGGUCUCAGUGAGAGAGAGGAGGAGGAAUGUGAAGAAGAGGACGAAGAACAGCCAGUCACAGAGCCCAAUACUGAGGAUGAGGGGGAGGAAGAGGCCAGUAGGCAGGUCAAAGCCAGUGGGUUCCCAGGUGCACAGGAGGCUAUGACGGAAAACCUUUCACAGUGGUGUGAUUCUUCAGCCAACUCCAGUGCCAUUUCUCAAGCUGAGAAGCCUCUCCCGUGCUCUAGAGCAAAGAGUUCUUCUAGCAGCUCCUCUUCUGUGCCUGAUUCAUCUGUCUCUCAUCACAAUUCUCUUCUUUCAUCACCAUCUUCACCUGCGGCAGCUUUGCUAAACUCUUCCCAAAAUUCAUCAUCAUCAUCCAUUACUCCAAAGGCAUCUCCAACGGUAGAAAAAUUACCUUAUGUACCACAUACUCCUUUUCACCUCUUCUCAUAUGACUUUGAAGAGUCUCCAGCAUCUGUGAAAGAAAAGGAAGCAGAGGUGAUGAGGGAAAACAGAUACAAUAGCUACGGCAGCAACUCUUACUCUUCUCCGCGACCUUACUCUGGUCUGAGUGCCCCCACAACACCCACUUCUCGUUAUGGGACAACUCUCUCACCGCCUCAAGAGACCAAAUCUGACAGGCCAGCUUUGGGUGGUCUCCUUACAUCAUCUUUUCGGCAGCACCAGGAGUCCUUGGCAGCAGAAAGAGAAAGGCGACGUCAAGAAAGAGAAGAAAGGUUGCAACGAAUAGAACGUGAAGAAAGAAACAAAUUCAACCGUGAUUAUUUAGACAAAAGAGAAGAACUAAGACAAGCAAGAGAAGAGAGAUACAAAUACCUGGAGAGGUUGGCAGCUGAGGAGUAUGAGAAGGAGCUGAAGAGUCGGAGUGUAAGCCGAGGCAGAAGUGAGCUGUCCUUGAACCUGCGAUCUCCUUCAGCCCCAUCCUCGCCUGUGCCCAAGUGUGUCAGCCCAGCAUCCAUAGAGUCCCAGGAAGAGCUGAAGACCCCUUCUACCCCCUGUGGAACCCCUCAGCACUCGGAAGUGAGUGCCAGUGAACCCGAACCAGAGACAGAGACAGAACCAGAAGCAGAAGCAGAGCAGGAGACUGAGGCAGAGCCCGAGCAGGGAACGGAGACACCCAAGGAAAUAGAGGCUGCAGAGGUGGGACCAGAGAGUGAGGUGGAGCAAGGACCAGAAAGAGAGCCAGAAGAAAGUGCAAUACUCAGUGAAAAAGAGAGGCAGAAUGAGGAAGUGAAUGAAAAAGACAACUGCUCUGCAUCCAGCAUAUCCUCAGCAAGCAGCACUUUAGAGAGGGAAGAGAGAGAGGACAAGUUAACCAGUGACAAUGAAACUGGUCCAUGGUCACAGACCAUCCAGGAUGCUGGUGUGAAUGAGCAGUGCAGCAACAUCCUCAACAACAAGCGGUUUAUGCUGGACAUGUUGUAUGCGCAUAACAAAAAGCCCAAGGAUGAAGAGGAGAAGGAGCUGGAGGCGAAGGAGGAAAAGAAGGAGACGGAGGAAAGCGAGGAGUCACUCACUAGUCUAGCCAGUAGGAUCUCUAUCCUUCAGGCCACGAAGCAGGCCAAAGAUGAAAGUGUCAAAAAGAUGGAGAUUGGAAACCUGGACAACCAAGGCAGCGUGAAAGCCUUUGCGGAAAAAUUCAACAGUGGUGAGCUGGCCAAGGGGACAGCCUUGCCUGAAGAUGAAAUCAGUGAACAGGUCCCUGAGAAAACACCAGCACAGCCAAAGAAGGAAUCUGACUACAUCUGGGAUCAGCUCAUGGCUAAUCCUAGAGAACUUAAAAUCAAAGACAUGGAUUUUACAGACUUGGGGGAGGAGGAUGAUGUAGAUGUGUUGGACAUGGAUAUGGGUCCUGGGGACUCCCUUGUUCCCCCUCCUCCACCUCCACCUUCUUUUCUGGGUUUGCCUCCUCCGCCACCUCCCCCACUGUUUGGAUGUCCACCUCCACCUCCACCCUCUGCUAAUUUAUUGGCUCCCCCUCCGCUGUUCAGCACUCCUCAGGGUUUAGGGUCACCCCAGGUUUCUAGGGGUCAGCCAGCAUUUAUAAAGAAGAAGAAAACCAUCCGUCUGUUUUGGAACGAGGUACGGCCUUUUGAGUGGCAGUGUAAAAACAACAAACGCUGCAGAGAAUUCCUGUGGUCGAAACUGGAACCCAUUAAGGUGGACACUUCCAAACUGGAGCAUCUCUUUGAGUCCAAAUCCAAGGAACUGCCUGUCACAAAGAAAACUGCUGCAGAUGGGAAGCGACAGGAGAUCAUUGUAUUGGACUCAAAACGAAGCAAUGCUAUUAAUAUUGGCUUGACUGUGUUGCCCCCUCCACGGACUAUCAAGACUGCUAUUUUGAACUUUGACGAAUAUGCCUUAAACAAGGAAGGAAUAGAGAAAAUUUUGACCAUGAUCCCAACUGAGGAGGAGAAGCAAAAGAUCCAGGAGGCACAGCUGGCAAACCCUGAUGUCCCCCUGGGCAGCGCUGAGCAGUUCCUUCUCACCCUCUCCUCCAUCAGCGAACUCUCCGCCAGGCUCCAGCUCUGGGCUUUCAAGAUGGACUAUGAAAUAGUGGAAAAGGAGGUUGCAGAACCACUUCUAGAUCUGAAAGAAGGAAUGGACCAACUGGAGCACAAUAAAACUUUGGGAUUUAUCCUUUCUACUCUGCUAGCCAUCGGGAACUUUCUGAAUGGAACCAAUGCCAAAGCUUUUGAGUUGAGCUACCUCGAGAAGGUUCCAGAAGUCAAGGACACAGUGCAUAAGCAGUCCCUCCUGCACCAUGUCUGCACUAUGGUGGUGGAAAAGUUCCCAGACAGCACUGAUCUUUAUUCAGAGAUCGGGGCCAUCACUAGGUCAGCCAAGGUUGACUUUGAACAACUCCAGGAAAACUUGUGUCAGAUGGAAAGAAGGUGCAAAGCAUCAUGGGAUCACCUUAAGGCUAUAGCAAAGCAUGAGAUGAAGCCAACUCUAAAGCAAAAGAUGUCUGAGUUCCUGAAGGACUGUGCAGAAAGAAUCAUAAUCCUGAAGAUUGUUCAUAGAAGAAUAAUUAACAGGUUUCACUCAUUCUUGUUAUUUAUGGGCCAUCCUCCGUAUGCAAUACGCGAAGUCAACAUCAAUAAGUUCUGCAAAAUUAUUAGUGAAUUUGCUCUGGAAUACCGCACCACCAGGGAACGAGUCCUGCAGCAAAAACAGAAACGAGCUAACCACAGGGAAAGAAACAAGACCAGGGGGAAAAUGAUCACAGAUACUGAUGAAGAAGAGGAUGCCGAGUCCGGCAAAUUCUCCAGCACCUCACCCCCCUCCCAGGGCCAGCCCCAGGGCCUGCAGUACGCCGAGGAUGCUGCGGAGCACGAGAACAUGAAGGCCGUGCUGAAGACCUCCUGUGUUGGCGGGGAGAGCACCACGGCACUGGGGGUUCGCACUCGCAGCCGGGCCAGCCGGGGCCGUAUCGGUUCAUGGAACGCUGGCAAUGACGAUUCACCUAAUGCAACAGAUGAUGCAGCAGAUGAGAUCAUGGAUCGCAUUGUAAAGUCUGCCACCCAAGUGCCAAGCCAGCGAGCGGUGCCUAGAGAGAGAAAGCGGUCACGAGCAAAUAGGAAGUCAUUGAGAAGGACACUAAAGAGCGGACUGACCCCAGAAGAAGCCAAAGCACUGGGCCUCAUCAGCACCUCUGAGAUGCAGGUUUGACGUCCCAGAGGUGGCAACAAGAAGAGCCAUCAUCCGAAACACACAGGCUGACAACCCUUUGGUGUGGCGCUGUCCUGCCAGCCUUGUCUGCUGCUCCCAACGUCCCGUCGUCUAUUAGUUCAAUGUUAAUAAGCAACACAAAGCAGAACGCCACCAGCAGGGCGGAAGAAGGGUGUGCCGCAGCCCAGCACAACAUCCUGACAAGUAGCUGAGGAAGCAUAUGAGUGCUUGUAGGUGAAACCUUACGCCUGCUUCUCUUGUGGUGUGUUGGUGUGGGUAGGAGGGGGCUCUCUCUGAGUUAUCUGUCACUAUGUAAGCUGUGUUUGCGUUGGCUUUCCUCGUGCCCUGUUUUAGUUAUUGUAAAUGUAUGGCAUUUUGUCAAUGCAAUGAACAGUCCUUAAAGAGGCAAAAUAACUCCUGUUACAGUGACCCCAAUUUUCCUGAAGCAGAUUCAUUAAGCAAAGACACACAGUCUGUGCAACCCUGUGGUGUUUUUUUUUCUAUUUUAUUUUAUUUUUAUUUUUUAUUUUGCCACCAAAGAAUGUAAAAAAUGUAUGUGUACCUUUGUAUAUGUACAGAAUGAAUGUGUGGAUAUGUGUGCAUGUAUCUCUACACAUACAGUCAUGGUGUGAAGUCAUGCUCUUGCUGAAGCUAGCUGGACCGUGAUUGUCACUCUGGGGCCUUACAGUUCCACCUGGACAGGAGGAAAAGAAUGUCUUUUUGUAGGAACUCAGUGUUUUUCAAAGGGAUUCAUCCUGUGGGGCAGGAGAUAGCCUGCAGUACAAGUGGAAAGUUCAGGAUCCCAAAUUCAUGUGUAUUAAUACACACUCAUACUGUACAUAGCACCAUGCACACAGAGGAGAGGUCACAGAAUACUUCCCUCUUGAUGAGCUUUGGCUAUGCUUUCCAUUUGUACAGUUUCAGAGAAAACUAUACGAACAAUUUACACACUUGAUAAAUGCAUUCAGAUGGUAAGAUCAAGAAGUUUUGUUCACUUGCCUGUGCCCUUCAUGCUGCUUUUCUCUGCUGCAAGAUAAUGUGGUGGUGAUUUUAUUUCAAAGUAAUGGAUCUGAAUAUGAAAUGGCCCUGCUAAAAGCCUGCUGUGUUUUUGCUGUUCUCUACUCUUUGUUUUGUGAUUAUUCUUGAUGCAAGUGGAGAGGGUACCCCAGUGAACGCUCCAAUAUGCUUGCCCUUAUCUCGCUGUUUGAUAACUGACUUUUGUAAUUGCCCUCAGCGUGUGUAUUUGAAGAACCUUUAGUCAACUCAUCUGCCUUUAAGUGGAGGACAUACACAUUGGUGAAGACGAAAUGAACGCAAUCACCCUAGCCAGUGCUGAAGCAUUUUGAAGAGAACUGCAGAUAGCAGUAACAUAAAAGGGAACUUUUCAAGCCAAAGUCUGUAAAUGACCACUUGAUCCUCAAGGAUGCACAAGAUCAUAUCUUUCCAUUGCCUUAGACUCGAAGCUUAAGGGGGGUGUGCCUAGCAGUAGCAGCUGAGGCUUCCUUGAAACCAGGUAGCGGGGGAACUGUAGCAGUUUCGUCAUGGUAACAGGGACUAAUUUUGGCUGCAAAACACACUUGAAAAGCAGAAUUAAUUAGUCUAUGCUGGGCUUGUAAUGCCAUAGCUAUGUUGUUUCUGGCACUCAAGGUAGGUCAGGUAUGUCCACAUGUUACUCUACUCUCAUUAAGGACAGGAUAAUCCCUGAAGAUUGCACAGGAUACUGGCACUAAACAGAAUAAAUCUUUGAAACUUUGGUCAUCCAUUACAUCACAUUGAACAGAACAUCCAAGUGAUUAGAGAACCAGGUAGUUGACAGCACUGCAAUGAGAUCUGUGGUGGAGCAUCCUAUCUAUGCUGUCUCCCCUCUUAGUAGUAACAUUUCAGUCUUUAUUUGUUGUUGCCUUGGAUCUUCACGUGUCAAGGUCUGUGGAGUAAGAAGUCACUUGUGAGUAAGGUUCUUAAGGACGGCAUUGAGUUGGAUGUGGCUUUCCCCUCAGUUUCCUAAAAGGCCAAUUUUAUAAGCAGGCAGAAGGCGGUAGUUGUGUAAUUAAUAAAUGCGUUGUGUAUUGGAAAGCUAUGAAAAGGCAGAAGCUGGUCAGGAAAUAGAAAGAAGUGGCAUAUAACUAUCUCACUGUAAAAUAAGCAAGACCUAUUAGCAUCUGGGCUUGAAAGUGGAUCUUUAUGUGCUGCUUACCUUUAUGGAAUUUUAAAAUCUCUUUUAAGGAUGCUUUGAACAAAGAAAGGAAGGUAAUGGGGGUAUGUGGAGGUCUUUGAGGUCUGAAACAAGAAGAAGACACCCUGAAUGUAAUGAUGAUGUUGAGCUGUUAUACCUGUUUAGUGAUAAAAGAAGCCCAAAUGCAACAAAAUGUAUUUACAACAACAGAAGUCCUAUAUAUGAUUGAAGGGAGAGAAUCAAACAUUUUUCAAAUGUAAUGUUUUAAUAAAAGUAUGCUGAAUGUGCAAAGUGGCUAGCUGUUGGUGACCGCUUGCUAACAGGAAAUAAAUCUGUGUUUUAUUUUGACACAGCGCAGCAUCUGUGUCUGAAAAAAUGAUGUUGCUGAUGACUUUUAAGUAGUUGGGUGUAUGUAUUUUCCAGGAAUUUUGCAAAAAUUCUACAAAAUUUCAUGUACUCCUUACCAAGGAGAAAAUUAGAUAUGGCGAAUGGGAUUGGAAUAAGUUCAGAAAAAAAUACCAAUUUCUUUCAGAUUAGCUGGAUGCUACUGUAUGCAUGUAAAGUAUAUCCUUUCUUGUCCGUUUUUCCAUUAUGUUUUUUCUGUGCUUUUACCUGAGCUUUUGCUAUCUACCUGUAAAACUGAUACCAAUUUUUCUGAAGGAUAAUUUGUUCUUGUUUAUGCAGUAGUAGGCAGUAAGAUUAAUCCAUCAUUGGCAAUGUUUACUGCAACAAUGUUUUCAAAAACAAUGACAAUGCAAUAACUACAGAAAUGUUUUGUUUCAGUUCUGCCUAAAAAUGGCCAGUAGCCCAAUGUGCUAAUAUUUAAGGUGGUAUUAUUUCCUUCUGAGUCUGCUGGUAUGUCCUACUGUAGGAAUAACAUUUGUUCCCCUUCAUCUAACCAGUGGAUUCCAGAUGAAAUGGAGGAAUUGGCUAUAUUUGCAUGCCUCUUUCUAUCUAAUCACGUUGUAACCUUCAGGAUUUGAGUUGCUGCCUGCCCCUUCACCAUCCAAAGAGCUCACCAUAAGGAUAUGCCAGUUGUUUUAAAAUGCAUGUGAAAGGAGGUUUAUUUCUGUGACAAAUAGAAAGGUCUUGGAAAUGCAAUCUAGUAAUAUAUGUUCCCGUUUCUCACUUAGGGAUCCAUUGAGGCUAUCGUAAAAUACUUGCAGCCAUAAUAACUACCUCUUUCCUCUUUCUCGUAGUACCAGCCAGUUGCAAAUUUAGGGCCCAGGGUUUUGUGCCUCCACCAAGUUCUCAGAGUCAUCACUGGUGUUCAUUUCAGCACCCAUCUGCUGCCAAUAACUUGUCUGUCCAUCUGUCACCCUAAUACCUUCCUGAUCAGGAUGCUGAGGUAAACUUUAGCAUAUGAAAUGGCUGCCAAAGGGAAGCUGUCCUAAUUUCCUUUCAUGUCCCUUGGUGUUUAAAAGCAGACUGUAUGCAAAUACUUUGUGUCCCCUCACUCCCAACUGAGGGAUAACUUUCAGCAGCAGUUACAGGGCUGGGGCAAAGAAACACCCCCAGGGAAUGCUGUGUGCCACAGCCAGGAAUGAAAGAUCCCUCACAAAAAUUAAAUGCAUCACUCCUCACCAUUCAGUAAGUCCAGGCACCAGCCCCAUGGAUUCCAGAUGUUUUAUACCCCAUUGGCUGCUCCAUGUGACCCUUCUGUUUGGUAUAUCCCUAUCCAUAAUCCAAAACCAACCAAAAAAAAUGGUGUUUUAAUGAGGGUCUUUCUUGCUCUGAUAAAGACUAGAAGCAGUGUCAAAAGCAGUUUUCAAAAUACAUUUCUUUUUCUCUUUUGAUCCCCUUUCGUUGUAAGUGUCUGUACUAAUUUACUCUUAGCAAAAUAAGGCACCAGAUUUGUAGGUAGAUGAGACUUUGGUUUUCCCAUAAUAAAAAGUCACAUGCGAGUAUCCAGCUAUGCACUCGUGCCCCAGUUUAACAGAAAUUUGGAGUCAGAGCCCUGACAUGACCCAUCAGUGAGGGCUUCCGGCAAAGUGCUGCAUUCCCUCUGAGGGAGCAGAUAGCAACGAGGCAGGACAGCACCGUCAGUCCCCAGUGUGCUGCGCUCUUAGCAAACCCUGGCUAGCAGCUGCUGAAAAGUCGCAGCAGAGGACAGAGCAAAUGUAAGCAGCUCAAUGCCACUGCAGUUGCAGUGAUUCCUCUUGCCAGGUGUCUGCUCGAUGCUGGUGUCCCUGGUGGUGCAGCAGAAGCCAGCAUCUAUCCAAAACGCUCUCAAAACCAUUUGAUCGAUGAUGCUGGUCUUCAUUCAAGUGCGCAUAGGCUGGGUGUUGUUGUUUUUGCAACACUUUGACUUCAUCCGGAUGAAAUGGGGACAAGGAGGCAGCCCAGCAUUUUCCCGUCCGCUGUCCUUCCGUGACCACUUGUAGGCAGGCGUUCAUGCCACCUGCCUUUAGCUAAAGGACGUGCAGGGGCACAGUGUCCAUGGGCACAUCUCUCCUCUCUCUUUUGCUCCUGCACACUCACGGCAUGUACACCGCUCCUCUCGUGACCUUCAAGGCGAGCUGUGCAUGCCGAUGCAGGGAGAGAGCUUGACCCCGCACCGUGUUCAGACAGCUCUGGAUUUCCAGCAUCUGGACUCAAGAAACUCUGUCUAAGCUGUAAGGACUAUGACUGUUGAUGUUUCUCUGCAGGGAAAACUGCCAGGUACUUACAGGCUCCGAAAGAAAAUAAACCGAAGCAUUUUCGUAAGGGAAAACGUUUGAUUAUGGGAAAAUAAUGAAUCUGAUUUGCAAAUGCAUGAACAACACGUAAGGCUGGGGCAGCAGGUGGCUGAACUGGCAUUUCAGAUGCAAUAGCAAGAGGUUUUUGGCAAGCAGUUUAGUAGUUCUAUAGCAAGUAAUUCAAGGAGUUUCAGAAAUGUUGUAUAGUUCUAUGUUUACGCAUAAAAAAAAAUUAAAAUUAUUUCUAAUUAGUCCAUUUCACAUUGAGUGGCAUAUAGAGAUAUAUUUUGUUUAAUCACUAACACAGAGGCUUCUGUGAAAGAAAAGGUUUAUUUGUAGCAAUGGGUGCAUUUCUCCUUUUUAAAGACUGUCUUUGCGCGUAUAGUGUCCUUUUUUUGUGAGCUGGGAAUUGUAAAAAAAUGUAAAGUAGAAAAGGACGUGUUUCUUAGACGAAGGAGAAAUACUGUAAAAUUGUGUAAAUGUCACUACUCAUGUUUUUCGUGUUCUGUGUAGCAUAGUGUAAAAUAGGCUUUCCAGCAGUGUUAUUCUGUGAAUUGUAAUUUAAAAAACAAGCCAUGCAUGGUCAGAGAUAUUAUCUAUAGGUCCUUUUGUUUGGUUGAGUUUUUGUUUGUUGUUUUCUCAUUCUAGGUAAAUUUGUUCUAUGUUAAAUUUAAUUGUCCAUGAAACUGCGUAUUUGUUUCUCAGUUUUAUUUCAUAAAGAACUUGAAUUACUCUUUCAGAUUUUACUACACACAAAGCUCACCUACAGUUUGUAUUCAUCAUUCAGAAGCUUUGUCACAUUUAGUGUAAACCAGGAGGGUUUUUCUUUUUAACACACCCCUUGUCUGCCUCUUCUCCCCACACUCUCCUCACUUUACUGUCUGGAAAGAUGCAAUUACACUUUUUUUUUUUUUUUCCUGUGCCAUGCAGGGUCAAUAUGGAAAACUGACCGCAGACCUGUGUCCAAAAUUUCUUGAUAUAAGUAGUUAAAAAGCUCACCUCUACAGCAUUAUGUAAACACAUCUUGCAAUAAAGCUUUAUAAGGCAC
Messenger RNA from Cygnus olor (mute swan), 10926 nucleotides. RefSeq names its product formin homology 2 domain containing 3 (gene FHOD3). The transcript is spliced from 28 exons. Gene Ontology annotation, cellular component: cytoskeleton; cytoplasm. Bases 171 to 5027 code for a protein of 1618 amino acids. NCBI's taxonomy places the organism in Eukaryota, Metazoa, Chordata, Aves, Anseriformes, Anatidae. Gene Ontology annotation, biological process: actin filament network formation; sarcomere organization; cortical actin cytoskeleton organization. The record is from RefSeq and is a predicted model, not a curated record. Gene Ontology annotation, molecular function: actin filament binding.